AAGUAGUGCGCACCAAGAGAUGCACCGUCCGUUCUUCGUCGUGCUCCUUGUCUUGCUCCACCAUGAAGCCAGCUACUCCGCCGCCGCCGCCUUAGCUUCCGGUGGGUGCCACCGCCGGUGCGGCGCCACCCCCGUCCCCUACCCUUUCGGCUUCUCCGCCGGCUGCCCCAUCGUUCUAUCCUGCGACGUCAACACCUCUACGGCGAUCAUCCCAUCCAGAGGAGUAGACAACGGCACCUCCUACCGCGUCCUCGCCUUCAACUCCACCGCCUCCACUUUCGUCCUCGCCAUCCCAUCGCUGUGCAGCCGGAGCGUCCCCGACGCCAGAAGAACGCUCUCCGGCGCCAACUACGGCGUCACGUCCCGCACCGGCGUGUUCCUCCGCGGCGGAUGCCGCGUGACCAACUCGACCUCCUGCGCCGUGCCAGUGGCCGUCAUGUCCAGUCUGCUCCGCUCAGCUCAGUGCCCCGGCGACAACGAGACGGCUUCGCCCUCCGGCGCCGUGGCGUGCGUCGCUUCCAACUCGCCGGACGCCACGGCCGCGGGCGCUUUCCUGAACUGGGAUAAGACGGAUAAUACAACGUGCGCCAACAUGCUGUCCUCCGCGUUGUUCGCGGAGACGACGGAGGGGACGGCGUCGCUGGAGUUCGGCGUGGCGGAGCUGGGCUGGUGGCUCAACGGGACGUGCGCCGGCGGCGCCGAGGGGUGCGCGGCGAACGCGACGUGCACCAACGUGACAACGCCGAGCGGGGCGCCGGGGCACCGGUGCGCGUGCGUGGCGGGGAUGGACGGCGACGGCUUCUCCGCCGGCGACGGAUGCUUCAAAGCUAAGCCAAGUUCUAAGAGGAAAAUGGUUUUCAUAGUUGGAGGUGUCCUGGCGGGCGUGGCGGCGGCUGGCGUGCUAAUCCUGCUCUGCAUGGUACGACGCCGGCGCUCAGGCGGCAACAAGGGCCGGCCGUGCAAAAACCGGCUGGCGGCGAUACGGCAGCUGUCUGAGGCGGCGUCGUCGAGCGGCGUUCCGGUGUACACGUACAACGAGGUGGCGCGCGCGACCAACUCCUUCUCCCACACGCACCGCCUCGGCACGGGCGCCUACGGCACCGUCUACGUCGGCAGGCUCCCGGGGAGCUCGACGUCGCCGCUCGUGGCCAUCAAGCGCCUCCGGUGCCGCCACGACGACGACGACGGCAGGUCGGUGGCGCUGCUGCUCAACGAGAUCAGGCUCAUCUCCUCGCUGAGCCACCCCAACCUUGUCCGCCUCCUCGGCUGCUGCCUCGACCGCGGCGAGCACAUCCUCGUCUACGAGCUCGUCCCCAACGGCACGCUCGCCCACCACCUCCACAACGGCGGCGACACCGGGGACACGCUACCCUGGCGCGCGCGGCUCGGCGUCGCGGCGGGCACGGCCGCCGCAGUCGCCUACCUGCACGCCGCGCGGCCCCCCAUCUUCCACCGCGACGUCAAGUCCGGCAACAUCCUCCUCGGCGCCGACCUCCGGCCCAAGCUGGCCGACUUUGGCCUCUCCCGCGGAGGCUUCGGCCCGGAGGACGCGUCGCGCUCGCACGUCUCCACGGCGCCGCAGGGCACGCCGGGGUACGUCGACCCGGACUACCACCAGAGCUUCCACCUCUCCGACAAGAGCGACGUCUACAGCUUCGGCGUCGUGCUGCUCGAGCUCAUCACCGCCAUGAGGGUCGUCGACUUCGGCCGCCCGCCCAGCGAGGUCAACCUCGCCUCCCUCGCGCUCGACAGGAUCGGCAAGGGGAGGGUCGAGGAGAUCGUCGACCCGGCGCUCGUCGGCCACGGCGAGGAGUGGGUCAUGGAGUCCGUCCGGCACGUCAGCGAGCUCGCAUUCCGGUGCCUGGCAUUCGACAAGGACGUCCGGCCGUGCAUGAGCGAGGUGGCCGAGGAGCUGCGCCGGAUCAGGGACGCCGCCCCCGAGUCCGGCAUAACGGGCCCAGUCGCCAACAUGGCUGACCAGGACACGACGGCAAAGAAAGCCCGGUCGCCGGUGUCGGUGCAGGAGAUCUGGACCAGCGACCAGAGCUCACAGUCGACCAACGGCUCCAAGUAG
Molecule: messenger RNA, 2074 nt
Organism: Lolium rigidum
Lineage: Eukaryota; Viridiplantae; Streptophyta; Magnoliopsida; Poales; Poaceae
Product: wall-associated receptor kinase-like 14
Exons: 3
Coding region: 20-2074 (684 amino acids)
Biological process (GO): protein phosphorylation
Molecular function (GO): protein kinase activity; ATP binding
Source: RefSeq, a predicted model, not a curated record